This is a messenger RNA of Thalassophryne amazonica, 945 nucleotides long. RefSeq names its product putative gustatory receptor clone PTE03. The transcript has a single exon. Bases 1 to 945 code for a protein of 314 amino acids. Gene Ontology annotation, molecular function: G protein-coupled receptor activity; olfactory receptor activity. Gene Ontology annotation, cellular component: membrane. NCBI's taxonomy places the organism in Eukaryota, Metazoa, Chordata, Actinopteri, Batrachoidiformes, Batrachoididae. The record is from RefSeq and is a predicted model, not a curated record. Gene Ontology annotation, biological process: G protein-coupled receptor signaling pathway.
AUGGAUGAGGAUCAAAAUGUAACAUAUAUAACUCUUGGUGGUCAUGUUGAAUUACACAAAUACAGAUAUCUUUAUUUUAUAAUCAUGUUUACAGUUUAUAUUCUAAUAAUCUGCUUUAAUUCUACUAUUGUUUGUCUGAUCUGGAUUCAAAAAAACCUCCAUGAACCAAUGUACAUUUUUAUUGCUGCUCUGUUAAUGAACUCAGUUCUUUUUAGUUCUGCUCUCUACCCAAAGCUUUUAAUAGAUUUUUUAUCUGAAGAACAGAUCAUAUCAUAUCCAGGCUGUUUGUCUCAGUAUGUUCUGUUUUACUCUUUAUGUGGUUCUGAGUUUCUCCUCUUAGCAGCCAUGGCUUAUGACAGGUAUGUGUCUAUAUGUAAACCUCUGCAAUAUCACACCAUCAUGACAAAAACAAACAUCAUUAUCACGCUGGUUUCAGCUUGGCUUCUGCCACCUUCUAAUAUGAUCCUGACACCUGCACUGGUUGCUAAAAGAAAACUUUGUGAUUUCACUUUGAAAGGAAUCUUUUGCAAUAAUUCAGUUCUAAAACUUCAGUGUGUGAAAUCAACAGUAAUAACUGUAUAUGGUGUGGUUAUUUUGUUCACCUUUUCAAUUUUUCCUGUGUUUUUUAUAUUUUUUACAUACACAAACAUUCUUAGAAUAUGUUACAAAAGUAGUUCAGGUGUCAGGAAAAGAGCUGCAGAGACCUGUUUACCCCACCUGCUGGUUUUAAUCAGUUUAGUCUGUAUAAUUUCAUAUGAUGUCAUUGUGGUUCGACUGGAAACAAAUUUUCCAAAAACUAUUCAUUUAGUUAUGUCUUUACAAGUUAUUGUGUAUCAUCCUCUCUUCAAUCCACUGAUAUAUGGACUAAAUAUGAGAGAAAUUUCAAAACACCUCAACAGGUUGUUCUGUCAAGCAGUUAUAUCUGUUUUAUGUUCUCUCCAAUGA